AUGCAAAACUCCAAAUAUCAAUUAACAUUACCAGACUAUUUAUUAGCCUUUUGGGAUGAUUUUGAAAGGCAACGAGAUAAUAUUCGAUCAGUUGCAAUUUCAAAUAAAAAGAGGAACAGAAAAUAUAUAAUAAAAGAAGAAUUGGUAGCAAGUACAUUAAAUGAAGCUUCAUAUGAAACUGACCAAGCAAUCUUAAACACUUUGGAUAUGUUGUCACAUCAUGUCCAAGGAUAUGUUAAUGGAUUACAUUUUGAUGUUAAAAGUGAGAGAACAAGUAUGUGUUCUUUUGUAAAUGAAAAUUUUGUUGUGGAGGAUGAAACAAAAAAUAUUAUUAAUAAUUCUAAUGAUAAUUAUGUUAUUUUUGAUACUUCGGGAAGUGUCCCAAGUACGUCCAAUACAAAUUAUUGCUGAUUUUACUUUUAUAUUUACUCCAUAUGUAUUAAUUUUUUUUGUAAAAAUGAUUAUAUUUUUUCGUGCAUUUUAUACGACUUUAUAAAAAAAUCUUUAGAAUUUUGACAUAUUUUUGGCAUUUUGUUCGAUUGGCGUUUUGUCGUUGUGACAUUUUGAUGUUUUUGUUCGAUUGGCAUUUUGUCUUUGUGACGUUUUGGGUUUAUGUAUGAUUGGCAUUUUGACUUUCUGGCCUUUUGACGUUUCUGUUCGAUUGGCAUUUUGUCCUAUUUUAGGGUUGAUGACAAUUGUCAUUUGGUAAUAUUUUCCUAAGGUUGACAUUUUGUAUAUUAGGUGUUC
Meloidogyne enterolobii is the source of this 747-nucleotide messenger RNA. Lineage: Eukaryota; Metazoa; Nematoda; Chromadorea; Rhabditida; Meloidogynidae. The record is from the annotation of a GenBank genome assembly.